AAGCGCAGUUUGUUGCGAGGGGAUCAUCCUUGGUUGGAAGUCGUUUUGAAUACUUGGCGAUUAUCUACGAAGAAGGUUCGAGCUUCCAGGAUUUAUCCGGCCUGCGACGAGGAAUCUCGUAUCUCGUUUAUCUCGAGGCACAGCCAACGAAAGGAUAUAGACCCCGGGAGUCCGUAUGGACCAUUGGGCUUUCUGAGUAGUGGCCGUUUCCACGUUUCCUCUUUUUCUCUCCAGCACAGCCAUCACAGAUUACGAUGCCGCCGCGAAAAUCUACGUCGUCCGUCACGCCCGCGGAGGCGGAUGAGGUGACGGCGACGCAGCAGCAGCUCAAGGCGCAGGCGGAGGGAGGUGUGAACGUCGAGGACUAUCUCCUCCCUCGAUCCGUCACGCUUCGACUCGCCAAAUCCGUCCUUCCACCAAAUACAACAAUCCAAAAAGAUGCCGUGCUCGCUAUCCAGAAAGCAGCGACUGUCUUCGUCAACUACGUGGCUUCGCAUGCCAACGAACACACUCUAAAACGCACCCUAGCACCUACAGACGUGCUCUCUGCCCUCUCAGAACUCGAAUUCGACUCUCUCCGUCCUCAUGUAGAGCGCGAACUCGCCAUGCACACCGAUCUCGCCAACAACAAGCGCAAAGCCAAGAAAGCCAGCGCGGAACAGACCCUUUCCCAACAAACGCAAGAACAGACCGAAGGAGGAGCAGCAAAACCCACACCUGCAGGAACAGCAGAGGAAGCUUCAAAAGAAACCAAAGAGAAAGAGAAGGAGAAAGAUACCGUUCCGACUCGUGGGACAAAGCGCGUAAAACGCGAUGGUGAAACGGAUGGAAAACAACCCGUCGAAGAUGACGAUGAGACGGAAGAAGAGGAAGAGGAGGAGGAGGAAGAAGAAGAAGAAGAAGAAGAAGAAGAAGAGCACGAAGAGGAAGAUGAUGAUGAGACGCAAGAGGAAGAACAAGAAGAUGAGGAGGAGGACGAGGAGGAAGAGAGACGGAAUGAUAACGAGCUCGUGGAGGAUCUUGAUGGAGAUUCGUCGCGGCGACGACGGAUGGCGAAUCCGGAUGCGGUGGAUUCGGAUGAGAGUGAUUAUGAUGAUGGUCCGGGGGCGCAAUUGCGAGAGAAUAUGGGUUUGGGUUAAUGAAUUUACCGAGACAGAGGUCUCCGGUGCAGUUUCGCGAUCGAUCUAUCUAUCUAUAUCUACGUAGUUUUGAGUAGUGUUUGGUUGUCCUCUUUUCUGAUUCUACGAUGGAAAAAGCACCCUGACCAGUGAGAGUGAGAGCAUGCGGUUGUAUUAAUAUGACAUUCAUAUCCGUAUCCAUAGCAUAGCGACUUUCGCAGUUCGCUCUUCUAGAUAACACACACACACAGUUCGUAAAACAGGUCGAGUAGCCUUUCUGUACGGGCGGCAGUGAGGCAAAAGAAAAAAACGGAACACGUUUCCUCGACACCGCGGAUAGAUGCGUCAAGAGGUAGCCGCAAGACUUGUAUGAGGGAUAAUUAACACAAACACA
Messenger RNA from Paecilomyces variotii, 1512 nucleotides. RefSeq names its product histone-fold-containing protein. Gene Ontology annotation, cellular component: epsilon DNA polymerase complex; CHRAC. The record is from RefSeq and is a predicted model, not a curated record. Gene Ontology annotation, molecular function: chromatin DNA binding; protein heterodimerization activity. The coding region runs from base 255 to 1139 and encodes 294 amino acids. Gene Ontology annotation, biological process: heterochromatin formation; DNA damage response; leading strand elongation. Lineage: Eukaryota; Fungi; Ascomycota; Eurotiomycetes; Eurotiales; Thermoascaceae. The transcript is spliced from 3 exons.